AUGGAGCAUCUAGAUCACGCGUUGCGGGAAAUUUUUUUCCGCUAUUGGCACGUGGUGCAGAUGGGAAAAUCUCUUAAUAUUGUGAGUGAUGUUGAAAGAACAGAUACGGACGAAACACAAACAGCUCUGGAGGUUGAUGACGUGGAACAAGUAGAAGACGAAGCGGGAAAUAUGAAAUGCCAAACACCAAUUAUCACCACCGCAGCUGCUGCAGCAACCGACUCAGUAGCGAAAUUCGACCAGAUUCCCGCCGGCGAUUUGGCCAAUCUGGAAGCGAUUUUGCGGGUGUAUCGGGCGAAACAGCCGGACAGGUUCAGAACUUUAGACGACCAGGUACGGCGGACGGUGACGCGUAACGGCAAAAGCUGGGAUUACUGGUCCGGGAUGCUGGCCUUUGUGCAUCACUGGCGAAAGAUCGCCAAAGUUCCUUGCAGUCAUCUUGCGUCGAGUCAGCAAGCAAAAGCAAAUACGAAAACAGGAACAGCAGUGUUGGCACGAUCUCGAGAUGCGAGCAGUUUUUUGACGGGAAAAAUUAACCUGGUUGAAGAUCCUGGUCGGGGCCGUGCGGAUGAGGGCUCGCCUUCGAUGCGGGAACG
Molecule: messenger RNA, 596 nt
Organism: Amoebophrya sp. A120
Lineage: Eukaryota; Dinophyceae; Syndiniales; Amoebophryaceae
Source: the annotation of a GenBank genome assembly